Messenger RNA from Cynara cardunculus var. scolymus (artichoke), 2796 nucleotides. RefSeq lists its product as uncharacterized. The coding region runs from base 99 to 2567 and encodes 822 amino acids. Lineage: Eukaryota; Viridiplantae; Streptophyta; Magnoliopsida; Asterales; Asteraceae. The transcript is spliced from 14 exons. Gene Ontology annotation, cellular component: plasma membrane. The record is from RefSeq and is a predicted model, not a curated record.
GAUUACAUUGAAUCAGUUGCGUUUAAAGAAAAUCAAGUGUUUCAUGAUUCCAACCCACAUCUGAAUUUUGUUGCAGAAUCAGUCGAGAACAGAUUCAAAUGGAAAAGAAAACCAAUUAUUGGAUUCUGGGUUGUCUUUAUUCGAUUCAAUAUCACUUUUAUAUUUGUGUCUGUAUUUUAGUUGUCUGUUGCUGUUCUUAUGAGGUAAAUGCUGUUCCAUACGACUCUUUCACUCUCUCAAGCUUUACUUAUGGCAGAACAGUGCUCAAACCUUACGACUGGCGCUAUAUCAGAGUUGAUUUACCAACAUGGUUCUCUUCAAUGACCGUAUCUUUAGAGUCCAAUGUAGAUCUUGAUAAAAAUAGUAUUGUAACGGCUGAUAAAAGCGAUCUACCAAUGAUCUGUGCUCGUGAAGGCAGCCCUCCUUUGCCCGACACACAUAAUACUUCUUUUACUGGUUUAGUGUUGGAUCCCAUUUCUAAUGGAUCUUUGGCAAUAGAAGGUUUUCAGUUUGCAGAGAAAUGUUAUCCUAUGCAGAAAAAUGUUCUGAUAAGACUAACAAACGAGCAGAUUUCUCCUGGAGUAUGGUACUUUGGUUUAUUUAAUGGCAUUGGAUCCACGAGGACUCAAUCAAAGAUGAUAAAUCGAGGUUCGGGGUAUUCUUUUAGUGGGAAUGUAAGCGUUGAAGGCUGUUUGAGCCCAGCCGUUUCGGGCCAAUUCUGCAAUCAAACAAUUGAUCAUCUUUCAUGCGUUGACCAAAACUCGACGAAUGGAAUCAUCACUUCUUGUAAAAAUGAUGGCGAGCGUUCUUGCAUUCAUGGGAACGAAUCAAAACUCUACUCUUUGGAUUUACUGGGAGUCUCAGAAGAGCUCAUUAUAUCAGCGACAAAUGUCAUAUUUAACCAAACACAAUCAAACGGUGCAAGUGAUGGUAGCCGUGUCGUAUUGAUGUGUUAUGCCCGACAUGGUGCCAUAUCAUCAUCAUCUGCACAUGAUUAUUCGGGUGAUAUCAAUAGCGCCCCUUUGGUAAUACGAUCGCCAAAAGUUGGUCGGUGGUAUAUUACCGUUGUACCCCUCUCAAAUGAAACCGUGGGGAACAUGACUCUUUGCUAUUCGUUGGAGUGGAAAUUGCUUCAUUGUCCUAUAGACAAAACCGGAUUAAACUGUACGUGGGAAAGAUACAUGCUUCAGACAAUUCUGAGGAAGAAUCCCGCCGUACCUUUCGAAUCAUAUUAUUUGCCGGUCAGCGAUAAAGUUUCUUCGAAUUCUGCUAAUUUCCUUCUCGAACCUCUCCUUAGCAACUCAUCGCUCGCUCAAAGUCAACAUCUUGCUUGGACUUAUUUCGUAGCAGAUAUCCCUUUGGGUGCAGCCGGAGGAAGUAUUCAUAUCCGAAUGAAUUCAGAUACAAAAAUAAAUCACGAAAUAUAUGCAUCAUAUGGUGGACUACCAUUUGAAGAUAGAUGGGAUUACUUUUAUGCGAAUUCUACUAGCAACAGUAACGGUUCUAUGUUCUUUAAGCUGUAUGAUUCGGGGGAGAAGACGAUUAGUUUUUAUAUCGUGUACGUUAGAGGAGGAACAUGGAGUUUUGGUGUCAAACAUUUGACUUCUGCUGGAAAUGCCUUGAAAAGUCAAACUACCAUGUCUAUUUCGAUUGAAAGAUGCCCAAGAAGGUGCUCGUCUCAUGGAACGUGUCAAAAUGUUGUCGAAAUGAGUGGUUUGUCUCUAUACAGCUACUGUUCGUGUGAUCGUAACCAUGGAGGUUUUGACUGCAGUGCUGAAAUUGUCUCACAUCGAGGGCAUGUAUGGCAAUCGGUUUCCCUUAUUGCAUCAAAUGCUGCAUUUGUAUUUCCGGCUUAUUGGGCGCUCCGACAAAAGGCAUUUGCGGAGUGGGUGUUAUACACAUCCAGCGGAAUUUCGAGCGGCUUAUAUCAUGCAUGCGAUGUUGGCACCUGGUGUGCUUUAUCUUUCCGGGUCUUGCAGUUCAUGGAUUUUUGGCUUUCGUUCAUGGCUGUGGUAAGCACUUUCGUAUACUUGGCUGAUAUUGAUGAAGGUUCAAAGAGGACAAUUCAUACGGUUGUUGCCAUUCUUACGGCUCUUAUGGCUGAAAAUGGAGCUACAAGAUCCUCCAACAUUGUUCUUGUUAUAGCAAUCGGAGCAACGGGUCUUCUUGUCGGCUUUUUGAUCGAGUUCUGUAGGCAUUAUAGGCGGUUCUCGUUUUCAGCAGAACUCUUCCUAAAUCUGAUUCAUAGGUGGCACACAAUUAAACAAUGGUGUCGUAAUCUCAUAAAGACGGUUCUUAAACGUUUUCGGUGGUUCUUUGUGCUCACCGGAUUCGUUGCAUUGGCCAUGGCUGCCAUAAGCUGGCACCUGGAAUCGACCAAUAGUUAUUGGUUUUGGCACAGUAUAUGGCAUGUGUCGAUAUACAUUUCUUCCUUCUUGUUCUUGUGUUCGAAAGUAAAUCCACUGAAUUGUGCAAAUGGAGAGCCUCGGAACACAAACUAUGAGUUGACUCGACAAGAUUCUCUUUCGAGAAGUCAAGGGCAGCCGGAAAAUGGGCAAGCUAGGUAGAAGGUUUGUUUAUUCUUUGUAAUUUUUAUUGGAAUGGUGUUGUAAGAGGUAAGGUAGAAGAAAUGUAAAUGAGAAGGGUGAGAGAAUAUAUGAUAAAAGCAAGAAGUUGAGGGGUGAUUGUGUCAUUUAUGUAAAUGCAAAGGGGUCUUUAGAGAUUUCUCAAAGUUUGUAUCAUUUAACUUCUGCCCACACGUGGAAAUGGAAAUCUCAAAAGAAAGGAACAAGUUGC